Molecule: messenger RNA, 951 nt
Organism: Sphenostylis stenocarpa
Lineage: Eukaryota; Viridiplantae; Streptophyta; Magnoliopsida; Fabales; Fabaceae
Source: the annotation of a GenBank genome assembly
AUGGCAGCAUUCAUAUUCACGGUUUCACAGGACGGAACCGCUGAUUUCCUAACGGUGCAGGAGGCGAUCGACGCCGUGCCGCUCGGAAACAUUCGCCGGACGGUCAUUCGGGUCUCGCCGGGAAUCUACCAGCAACCGGUGUACAUCCCCAAGACCAAGAAUUUCAUCACUCUCGCUGCUCUGGCCCCAGAGGGCACUGUGCUUACCUGGAACAACACUGCAACCGGAAUCAAUCAUCAUCAACCUGCUAGGAUUAUAGGGACUGGAACGUUUGGUUGUGGAAGUACCAUUGUGGAAGGGGAGGACUUCAUUGCUGAGAAUAUUACUUUUGAGAAUUCUGCCCCUCAGGGUUCAGGGCAAGCAGUUGCAAUUAGAGUAACAGCAGAUCGAUGUGCCUUCUACAAUUGUAGGUUCCUUGGAUGGCAGGACACAUUGUACUUACAUUACGGUAAACAGUAUUUGAAAGAUUGUUACAUUGAAGGAAGUGUGGACUUCAUCUUUGGCAAUAGCACCGCUCUUUUGGAGCACUGUCACAUCCACUGCAAGUCUGAGGGCUUCAUAACUGCACAAAGCAGAAAAUCAUCACAGGAAACUACUGGUUAUGUAUUCUUAAGAUGCGUUAUCACGGGUAAUGGAGGAAAUUCGUAUGCAUAUCUUGGACGACCGUGGGGUCCUUUUGGAAGGGUUGUCUUUGCAUACACUUACAUGGAUCAGUGUAUAAGACAUGUUGGAUGGGAUAACUGGGGGAAAAUGGAGAAUGAGAGAAGUGCUUGCUUUUAUGAAUACAGGUGUUUUGGACCUGGUUGCUGUCCAUCCAAGCGAGUAACAUGGUGUAGAGAAUUGUUGAAUGAAGAAGCUAUGCAGUUCCUCUCACAUCCUUUCAUCGAUCCAGAACCAGAGAAACCUUGGCUUGCUCAAAGGAUGGCCCUCAGAAUUCCAUAUUCUGCUUGA